CUGGCCGGCCAGCUUGCGUCAGCCAGCAGGUUUAGUGAGGGAGGAGGGAGAGGAGCAAAAGUACGCACGGACUUGCAGAGCCCGAUUCUCUUUCAUCUCUGCGCAUCCCACACGUUUUUCUGCACGCCUUGGCAUCCAGCCAAGACCUUUAUCACUCUCCGCUCCACCACCCCCUUGGAUUCCAAGAUAUAGCUCUCCGCAAUGAUACCACCCUCUCAGUCACUUGUCCGGUAUGAGAAUCCUGUACUCAUCUCGCGAACAGACACCAACAUCAACAACAAGCAGGUGCCGCUGAAAGGCCCCGGCGGUGCCGUCGCACCCGCUGCUGCCCCCAACAUCGUCGACAAAAAACUUCCGGGUGGGCCCAAGAAGCUCCCGCCCGUCGACGACAAAUCCAGGGCCAAAACGCCGACCCAAACCGAAGACAUACUCAACUCGAUCCUUCCGCCAAGAGAAUGGGAAGAAUCGGGACAGCUGUGGGUCCAGAAGGUUUCGAGCACCCCAGCAACUCGCCUUGACGUCAUCAACCUGCAGGAACAGCUGGACCAUAUGCUUCAGAAACGGCAGGCGCGAGAGACCGGAAUCUGCCCCGUUCGUCGCGAGUUGUACAGCCAGUGCUUUGACGAGCUCAUCCGCCAAGUCACCAUCUCAUGCCAGGAGCGAGGACUGCUGCUACUGCGAGUCCGAGAUGAGAUCCGCAUGUCCAUUGCCGCCUACCAGACGCUCUACGAGAGCAGCGUCGCCUUUGGCAUGCGGAAGGCGCUCCAGGCCGAGCAGGGCAAAGCCGACAUGGAGAACACGAUCAAAGAACUGGAGGAAGAAAAACGACAGCUGGAGCAGAACGUUUUGGAGCUCAAGGCCAAGUGCGAGUCGAUAGAGAAGCGCGAGAGCGAGAGACGGGCCAUGGAGGAGCGCAAGCAUGCAGAGGAGAUUGCCUUCCUGAAGAAGACCAACGUCCAGCUCAAGACCCAACUCGAGGGUAUCCUGAGCCCACAAAAGAAGUAGACCCGCCACAGCCGGCCUUGACGUUGCUGUGUUUGUGGGGUCGCCAGGGCCGUCAAAGCCAGUCCAUCUCCUGUCGGCCCGUCUUCUCGAAGCCCGACGAGGAUCCCUUGGGCAUUCCUGGCAAAGCCAUGGGCCGGCUUGACCAAAUAACAGCCUUUCUUGCAGCGAUCUGCGUCAUAAAUCGUCUCGACUCUCGUCCGAUGACAAACCUUGACCUGGACAGGGGAUCGUAUGUUGGUCCCUCGGAAUGGGCAUCCU
Messenger RNA from Polychytrium aggregatum, 1263 nucleotides. Its product is annotated as axonemal dynein light chain-domain-containing protein. The record is from RefSeq and is a predicted model, not a curated record. Gene Ontology annotation, cellular component: filopodium; axoneme. The coding region runs from base 202 to 1005 and encodes 267 amino acids. The transcript has 5 exons. Gene Ontology annotation, molecular function: dynein heavy chain binding. NCBI's taxonomy places the organism in Eukaryota, Fungi, Chytridiomycota, Chytridiomycetes, Polychytriales.